Messenger RNA from Clupea harengus (Atlantic herring), 2686 nucleotides. It is a transcript of the gene chrng, whose product is annotated as cholinergic receptor, nicotinic, gamma. Gene Ontology annotation, molecular function: acetylcholine-gated monoatomic cation-selective channel activity; transmembrane signaling receptor activity. Gene Ontology annotation, cellular component: postsynaptic membrane. NCBI's taxonomy places the organism in Eukaryota, Metazoa, Chordata, Actinopteri, Clupeiformes, Clupeidae. The record is from RefSeq and is a predicted model, not a curated record. Gene Ontology annotation, biological process: monoatomic ion transmembrane transport.
AUGUGCUCUCCCUGGUCUCCCCCCUCAUCCCUGGCUUUCUGGGCCUUCAUCCUUCACUUCCACACUGAAGCAUUUAGUGCCAAUCUGGAGGGGGCUCUGUACAGGGACCUGAUGAAGGGCUACAGCAGGAACAUCAGACCUGCAGAGAAACACAGUGACAUCACGGAGGUCAAACUCAAGAUGACUCUCACCAAUCUCAUCUCUUUGAAUGAAAAAGAGGAAGCACUCACCACAAGUGUCUGGAUUGAGAUGCAAUGGUGUGACUACCGUUUGAGAUGGGAUGACAAGCCCCAGUAUGAAGCAUAUAAGAACAUCACACGCAUGCGCAUCCCCUCCAAACACGUCUGGCUCCCUGACAUCGGCCUGGAGAACAAUGUUGAUGGCCAGUUUGAGGUGGCACUGUAUGUAAAUGCCCUGAUCGACCCGGAUGGCUGUGUCACCUGGAUCCCUCCUGCCAUCUACAGAAGUUCCUGCCCAAUCCUGGUCGACUACUUCCCUUUUGACUGGCAGAAUUGUACCAUGAUGUUCAGGUCCCAGACAUACAGUGCAAAUGAGAUCCAUCUGAUUCUCAUGCCUGAAGACAACAUCACAAUGGAGUGGGUCGAAAUAGACCCUCAGGCAUUCACAGAGAACGGCGAGUGGGUGAUUAAACACAGACCGGCAAAGAGGAUCAUCAACGAGCGCACCAGUCGAGAUGAGCUGGACUAUCAGGAGCUGGUCUUCUUCCUGGUCAUCCAGAGGAAGCCUCUCUUCUACGUCAUCAACAUCAUAGUGCCCUGUGUGCUCUUCUCCUCCCUGGCCCUGCUUGUCUACUUCCUGCCGGCCAAAGCUGGAGGCCAGAAGUGUACCAUGUCCAUCGCCAUCCUCCUGGCACAGACUGUCUUCCUCAUCCUCAUCGCCAAGAAAGUUCCGGAAACAUCCAAAGCAGUGCCUCUCAUCGGAAAGUACCUGAUGUUUGUGAUGGUGGUCGCUACUAUCACGGUGAUGAACUCUGUGGUUGUGCUGAAUGUUUCCCUGAGGACCCCCAACACACACAACAUGAGCAAUAGAGUCAGACAGGUGCUUCUGAACAUCCUGCCUCGGCUGAUGAUGAUGCACAUGGCGCCGUUGGCCCCCAAAGAUGACAGCGGCGGUUGGAGGGAGAACGGGUCCCCAUUUGCCCGGCGACGCCGCAGCUCUGUGGGCCUGAUCGCCAAGGCGGAGGAGUACAUGCUCCGGACCGCGCGCUCCGAGCUCAUGUUCGCCAGGCUGAAGAAGAGAGACGGCCUGAUGGCUACAGCACUGCAGAAGAUCCAGAAUGGGUUGGAGGAGGGGACGGAAAAGGAGAUUGGGGAGAGCUUGGCCAAGGCCUCGGCAGAAGUCCAGCAAUGUGUGGCAGCCUGCAAACACAUCACAGAGAGCGCUAGGCAACAGAACGACUUCCAGAACGAGAAUGAGGAGUGGUUUCUGGCAGCUCGAGUGAUUGACAGGGUGUGCUUCUUUGCCAUGGCGAUGCUCUUCAUUCUUGGCACAAUCUGCAUCUUCCUGAUGGGUCACUUCAACCUUGCUCCCUCCACCCCUUUUCCCGGAGAUCCGAAGAAGUACCUGCCUGAAUAAGAACGAAAGUGUAGAAGCUCAAAAGAUGAAGCUUUUACUUCCUAACUCACUUAACCCUGUGCUUUGAGAGCUGGGGAAGCAGUGGCAUAUUUGUUUGGGUGCCGUGGGAAAACACUAUGCAGGAGUGUACACAGCAGCACCCUUAGAACUGCCAGAAAGAGGAGGUUUGACCUGCUUGUCACAGCAGUGGCCCAUGGAGGGGGUCAGCUUAAACAGAUAUCGAGCAACAAAGAACAAAGAGGCAUUAAGCAGAGAGAAAUAAACUAUGUGAUGUAUUCAGUGUAUGAUACUGUGUGCUAUACCUCAGUGACUGGUGUUGCAUUCUGUGGACAACAUAACACAUUUUUAUACAGCGUUUUUCAGCAUACAUUCAAGUAAUAUUCAGCUCAUCUUCAUCUUUUUUUCUAAGUACCGGUGGAAUUAAGAAUUUGUGUUGCAAUGAUCUUUGUAUUUUCUUUUCAAUAAAGGCUAAAAUGUUGACAUAAUUAGACUAUUGUAAAUAUUAUUUGAGAAAUCUGCUUGGGUCAUUUUCCAUGAAUCUUACAGUGCGCUGUACUGUCAUAACCUCUGUGUUGAAUAAGAGUCCCAAUGAAGCACAGCUGUGGAGGAUCUUUGAGUUCUACGGGUACAUGAAGUAUUUCACAGAGCUACUUAGACUCAGCAGCUUCUCAUCCAGGAACAGUGUAGGAGAGACCUAUGUGCCUGGUGAUUUAGAUCGCUUUACACUUAGUGGACGUCAUACAUAUGAAAGGAGAGCUUUAUGGUACACUAGACCCCUCUUCGGCCAAUCACAUCUUUUCUGGGAACGCCCUUUUGUGUCCUUAAAUUGAACCAACACUUCCAGUAACUAAGAUGCUCCCCACCCCCUUUUGAUCUCAUCUCCGUUGGGGGUAGGAAUGAGGUGGAGGGAGGGAGAGAUGUGUACCCCGCCACCCCUCAAAAAUCCUCUCUCCUUCAAGAAGGCUCUCAAUUACAUGGGUGAGUGGGACCUUUCUGGAGCAACAAUGGGCAGAUCCGGCUGGUUGGGAUGGAAACGAGACGGAUGACACUGAGCCAGUGAGUGUGUGUGUGUGUGUAUGUGUGUGUCUGA